GGGGAGGACGCGGGACAGACCGCCCCGCAGAGGGAUCCGGCGGCGGCGGAGCCGAGUCGAGCCGAGCGGGCGGCCGAGCGCAUUCCUUCCGCCGCCCCCAUGGCCUCGCUGCCCCCGUUGCUGCUGCUGCUGCUGGCCGCCUGGGCUCCUCUCGCGGCCGCCGCUUCCCCGGCGCCCGUGGGCAACGGUAGCGCGCCGGCCGCGACCGUCCUGACAGUGGCCAUGGUGCUGCCCAAGGACAACCCCAGCUACCCGUGGGCGCUGCCGCGCGUGGGCCCCGCCGUGGACCUGGCCCUGGAGGCGCUGGAGCCGGCGCUACGGACCGCCGGGCUGGUGGUGCGGAAGGUGAACGCCACGUCCGAGUUGAACGGCGCCUGCUCCGAGUCGGUGGCGCCGCUGAAGGCCGUGGACCUGAAGCUUUACCACAACCCGGACGUGCUGCUGGGGCCCGGCUGCGUGUACCCGGCGGCCGCCGUGGGCCGCUUCGCCUCGCACUGGAGCCUCCCGCUGCUCACCGCCGGCGCCGUGGCCGCCGACUUCAGCCGCAAGCAGGAGCACUUUAGCACCAUGGUGCGCGUCGGCCCCACCGCCCCCAAGCUGGGCGCCUUCGUGGCCCACCUGCACGGGCACUUCAACUGGAGUUCGCGCGCCGCUCUGCUCUACGUGGACCGCAAGACCGACGACCGGCCCUUCUACUUCACCAUCGAGGGCGUCUACGAGGAGCUGCGCCGCGCCAGCCUGGUCGUCGGCUACCACAUCUACGCGCCCCGAGACAACGGCAGCGCCGCCGGCGACGAAGCGGGGGGCCCGGACGCCGCCGUCCAGUUCAUCCGAGCCAACGGGCGAGUCAUCUACAUCUGUGGCCCCCUGGAGAUGCUGCACCAAGUCAUGCGUCGAGCCCAGUCGGAGGGCAUGACCCAAGGCGACUACAUCUUCUUCUACGUGGAUGUCUUCGGAGAGAGCCUGCAAGAGGACGGGCACCGGGGGGCUGCCAAGCCCUGGCAGAGCAAGGAGGGCCAGGACUCGGGCAUCUUGCGGGAGGCCUUCCAGACGGUGCUACUGAUCACCUAUCAUGAGCCCCAGACUCCGGAGUACCGAAACUUCCAGAACCAGGUGAUCCUGCGGGCUCGGCAGGAGUAUCAGGUGGAGCUCAGUGUUUCACUGAAGAACCUGGUGGCCGGCUGCUUCCACGAUGGGCUGCUCCUCUACGCCUUGGCCCUGAACGAGACCCUCCGUGAGGGCGACACCCGGCUCAAUAACAGCCGUAUCCUGGAGAAGAUGAAGGGCCGCAGGUUCCAGGGGAUCACUGGCACCGUGAGCAUGGAUCAGAACAACGACCGCGACACAGACUUCAACCUGUGGGCCAUGAUGGAGGGGGAGAGUGGCGAGUACCAGGUGGUUGGACACUACGUGGGAUCGGAGAAGCAGCUGAAGUGGCUGGGCCCCAUCCACUGGGUUAAGGGGCAGCCGCCCCUCGAUAACCCCCCCUGUUUUGACAUGGAUGACCCCUCCUGUGACAAAAGCGCGCUCAGCACCCUGGCUAUCCUGGCACUGGGGGCCGGACUGACCUUCAUCAUGUUUGGGGUUUCCAGCUUCCUGAUCUUCAGGAAGCUGAUGCUGGAGAAGGAGCUGGCAAGCAUGCUGUGGCGGAUACGCUGGGAGGACCUGCAGUUUGGGGGCUCGGAGCGCUACCACAAGGGAGCGGGCAGCCGACUCACCCUCUCGCUGCGUGGCUCCAGUUAUGGCUCCCUCAUGACGGCCCACGGCAAGUAUCAGAUCUUUGCCAACACAGGACUCUUCAAGGGAAACGUGGUGGCCAUUAAACACGUCAACAAGAAGCGGAUUGAGCUGACGCGGCAGGUGCUGUUCGAGCUCAAACACAUGCGGGAUAUCCAGUUCAACCACCUGACCCGGUUCAUCGGGGCCUGCAUUGACCCCCCCAACAUCUGCAUCGUGACCGAGUACUGUCCUCGUGGCAGUCUGCAGGACAUUCUGGAGAACGAGAGCAUCAACCUGGACUGGAUGUUCCGCUACGCCCUCAUCAAUGACAUCGUGAAGGGCAUGGCCUUCCUGCACAACAGCAUCAUUGGCUACCACGGCAGCCUCAAAUCCUGCAACUGCGUGGUGGACAGUCGCUUCGUGCUCAAGAUCACGGAUUACGGCCUGGCCAGCUUCCGCCAGGGCCACGAGAGCGAGAGCAACCAUGCGCUCUAUGCCAAGAAGCUGUGGACGGCCCCAGAGCUGCUGCAGAAGGGGACGCUGCUCCCGCCACCGCCGGCCAUGCAGAAGGCGGAUGUCUACAGCUUUGGGAUCAUCCUGCAGGAGGUCGCCCUGCGCAGCGGCGCCUUCUACGUGGAGGGCCUAGAGCUCAGCCCCAAGGAGGUUGUGCAGAAGGUGUGCAACAGCCAGCCGCCCUACUUCCGGCCCACCACCGACACCCGCCUGCACAGCGAGGAGCUGGCUGUCCUGAUGGAGCGCUGCUGGGCUCAGCAGCCAGCAGAGCGCCCGGAUUUCGCCCAGAUUAAAGCCUUCAUCCGGCGGUUCAACAGGGAAGGAAGUACCAGCAUCCUGGACAAUUUGUUGUCGCGCAUGGAGCAGUACGCUAACAACCUGGAGAAACUGGUGGAAGAGCGCACGCAGGCCUACCUGGAGGAGAAGCGCAAGGCGGAGAAUCUGCUCUACCAGAUCCUGCCCCAUCCGGUAGCUGAGCAGCUGAAGCGGGGCGAGACGGUGCAGGCCGAAGCCUUCGACUGUGUCACCAUCUACUUCAGUGACAUUGUAGGGUUCACCUCCUUGUCGGCAGAGAGCACCCCCAUGCAGGUGGUGACGCUCCUCAAUGACCUCUACACUUGCUUUGAUGCCAUCAUUGACAAUUUUGACGUCUACAAGUGUGAGACCAUUGGGGAUGCCUACAUGGUGGUGUCUGGUCUGCCUGUCCGAAACGGCAAGCUCCAUGCCCACAGAUCGUCCGCAUGGUCCCUGGCGCUCCUGGAGGCUGUGAAGACCUUCCGUAUCCGGCACCGGCCCAGUGAGCAGCUGCGCCUGCGCAUCGGGGUCCACUCGGGGCCGGUGUGUGCAGGAGUGGUGGGCCUCAAGAUGCCACGCUACUGCCUCUUUGGAGACACGGUCACACGGCUUUCACGCAUGGAGUCCAAUGGCGAGGCCUUGAAGAUCCACAUCUCGGCAGCCACCAAGGAGAUCCUGGACGAGUUUGGCUGCUUUCUGCUGGAGCUCCGGGGGGACGUGGAGAUGAAGGGCAAAGGGAAGAUGAGGACCUACUGGCUGCUGGGCGAAGAGAAGACGGCUGUCAUCUGAGGGGGAGGGGGCUCCCUCUGCGGGGACCCAGCAGGAGCAGCUGCUCCCACAAA
This is a messenger RNA of Thamnophis elegans (Western terrestrial garter snake), 3368 nucleotides long. It is a transcript of the gene NPR2, whose product is annotated as natriuretic peptide receptor 2. Gene Ontology annotation, molecular function: ATP binding; natriuretic peptide receptor activity; peptide hormone binding. The record is from RefSeq and is a predicted model, not a curated record. Gene Ontology annotation, cellular component: membrane. NCBI's taxonomy places the organism in Eukaryota, Metazoa, Chordata, Lepidosauria, Squamata, Natricidae. Gene Ontology annotation, biological process: intracellular signal transduction; protein phosphorylation; cGMP biosynthetic process.